CGACGACCAACCCUCUCCUGUCCUCCUCCUCCCUUUCCUCAUCCUCCGACUACAGUCUCAUCUCCUCCCGUUCUCUUCUGUACGACCCUCAUGUCUGAGAUUCGUCGCAAGCUCGUCAUUGUUGGCGAUGGUGCCUGCGGAAAGACCUGUCUUUUGAUCGUCUUUUCCAAGGGAACCUUCCCAGAGGUUUACGUGCCCACCGUUUUCGAGAACUACGUUGCCGAUGUCGAGGUCGAUGGCAAGCACGUCGAGCUUGCGUUGUGGGAUACUGCCGGCCAGGAAGACUACGAUCGCCUCCGACCUCUCAGCUACCCCGACUCCCACGUCAUCCUCAUCUGCUUCGCCGUAGACUCGCCUGACUCGCUCGACAACGUACAGGAGAAGUGGAUUUCCGAAGUCAUGCACUUCUGCGCUGGUCUCCCCAUCAUCCUUGUUGGCUGCAAGAAGGAUCUCAGGCGCGACCCCCGUGUGAUUGAGGAGCUCCGGAAGACUAACCAGAGGCCAGUCACUCCUGAGGAGGGUAUGGCUGUCGCACAGAAGAUCGGUGCGCGGCACUAUCUCGAAUGCUCAGCUAAGACCGGCGAGGGUGUGCGCGAAGUCUUCCAGUAUGCGACGCGCGCCGCCCUUCUUAGUCGGCCCAAGGGCUCGAAGAAGGGACACUGCAUCGUUCUCUGAGCGUUCCGCGCGCCACCGGCCAGGAAGGGGAUCAAGCAUGAGUGUACUUUGUCUUACUACCCUGGAUCUCAGUGGAGGUGGAAGGGAGGAGGUCAGAACUGAUGCUGUCGUGAUUCCCUCGUCUUACGAACAUCCAGCAUGUUUUGCAGUCAGGAAGAGGCUGGAUCGUCGUCGUGGCUAGGAUAUGUCGGGGCUCGUUGCUCGCAGCGGGGAGGUUGCACUGCUGGAUGUGUCUUCUGACGUCCGCGCUGUUCCUUCGCUGUAUGCUACUGCACCUUCAUGGAUCCCGUGGUCGUUUCAGUCCUCCUUCCCUUUCCGUGCCGGUCGGUCUGCGUUCUGCCUGUCCCUCUAUAUGUCUCGGUCGUCACACAUACACACCUGCACUCACGGUAGCUGUCCGUAAUACCCCCCACCAAUCAUCCCAACCCCCGUCUUGCGUACGUUCACGACUAGUAACUAUCUGCCUUCUGCAAUGACUGUCCUCUUCUCUCAUAUCCUCGAUCAUAUAUCUCUCGAUGUUCUCCAGUCUGUCGUGUCUGCGUGUUUCUCUCGUCUUGUACAUUCAUCUCGUGAUCUACGGCUGUGGUUUUGAGUUCC
Dichomitus squalens LYAD-421 SS1 is the source of this 1272-nucleotide messenger RNA. Its product is annotated as small GTPase-binding protein. The coding region runs from base 91 to 675 and encodes 194 amino acids. Gene Ontology annotation, molecular function: GTP binding; GTPase activity. The transcript is spliced from 5 exons. The record is from RefSeq and is a predicted model, not a curated record. Lineage: Eukaryota; Fungi; Basidiomycota; Agaricomycetes; Polyporales; Polyporaceae. Gene Ontology annotation, biological process: small GTPase-mediated signal transduction.